UUCGGACUCUGCCUUGCUGACUGCAGAUUGAAGGGGCUCAGCAUUCAGGAAAUCAAUCCAAAGCGAGUCGACGAGAGGCUUGCCCAGAAGAUGUUACGCAACCCCCGGUCAUGCAUACCGUUCCUGUGAACCCUAUCCAGACAGGGCAUAUCGGCCGCAACAGCCCUGUCCGGAUAGAUAUGCAUGUAGGCGACGAACGAGGCUGAAUUGAAGCACGCUCAGCCUCGCCAGUUGCUUCUUUCUUUUAUUUGGGCGUCGCCCACAAUUUCAGCCCCUGGCGCCUCGAACUCAACUGAAUCCGAGUUCUGACGUCUCGUCCCCGCCAAUGCCGUUAUACCCAGCAUUGUACAGCCAUGAAUGGCCACAAUCGCCCGGCAAGUCGGCACGACUUCCAAGUCGCAAUAAUCACCGCGUUGCCGCUUGAGAACAACGCUGUUAUUUGUUCCUUGGAUGAGCACUGGGAUGACGCCAAUCAUGUCUAUGGUCGGGCUGAGGGCGAUCCCAUCCAGUACAGGUUUGGGAGAUGUGGAGGACAGCCCGUGGUUAUCGUUAUUCUUCACAAGAUUGGGAUGGAAGCUGCAAGCACUGCCGCGCAAUCGCUUAGGAUGAGCUUUCCCUCCAUUAAUCUCGUUCUCCUGGUUGGAGUUUGCGGCGCGGUUCCCUUCACACCUGAUGAUAACAAAACGGAGAUUAUUCUCGGCGAUGUUAUUGUUAGUGAAGUGCUGGUGCAGCUCGACAAUAUUCGCCAGUACCCCCACGGCACGCAACGACGACAGGACACCAUAUAUGACUCACCUAUGAAGCCGAGCGAGGAGGUUGUCGGUCUGUUGCAGUGCUUGAAGACUCAAGCUGAGUUGAACAGAUUGCGCACCAAGAUGAUGGACAACCUUGGCGAAUUACUGCGCAAACCGGCCAUGGAUACAAACUGUCCUCCAGUAUCUGAGGAUAAACUAUUCGAACCAGAUUAUAUUCAUCGACACCAAUCAGGGUGUCUCGAGUGCAGUACAUCGGGAUCGGUUUGCAACGCUGCCUUGAAAUCUUCCUGCGACGCAAUACCUUGUGACGACGCAAGACUCAUGCAACGUAAGCGGUUACUUGCGCAGGUCAAUGGAGCCCCACCUAAUCAUAUGAUUCAUUUUGGAUCAAUUGGUACCGGAAACGUUGUUAUGAAAUCAGCCGAGCAUAGAGAUGAAUGGGCAAGGACCGAAAAGGUUAUAGGCUUUGAAAUGGAAGGAGUGGGAAUAUGGAACAAGUUCAACUGUCUGAUCAUCAAAGGAGUGUGCGACUACGCGGACAGUCACAAGAACAAGAAAUGGCAGACGUAUGCAGCCGCGGUUGCUGCAUCGGUUGCAAAGGGAGUAUUGGGGUAUUAUGCGCCUCAUGACAGGCGAUCUCAUUCAGGUACACCUGAUUCUCGCUUUGAACUGGCUUCACGAACGUCAAGCCUCUCACGCACUCGACUGGAUUCUCAAUCAUUAGGUCUUGUUGAUGACUCUCUGCCCAGAGAGAUUUUCAAUAGAAUUUUCAACGGUUUUGAGAGGGAAUUCGACUCGAAUAAAGUAAAUGUCUAUCGGACCACAGACCUUCGUACCUUGAAGCGGGAGUUGAAACACAUCCAGAAUGAUCAGGAACGAACGAGAACACUGCGGAAUUUAAGACGCAUUGAACCUUUUAUUGUGAAGUUCGAACAGUACGGGGGAGUGUUGCAAAGUAUCCUAGGGACAGCGGAACUUAUGGGCUUCAUUUGGGGACCGGUAAAGGAACUUAUACAGAAAGCCAAAGCCCAGGUAGACACUUUCGACGCUUUAUUGACAGCAUAUGAAGAAAUCGGCGAAGCGCUGCCGAGUUUUGGGGACCAACUUGAGGCUUUCAGACAUAACGUGGGAUUGCAGCGGAUACUUGCUAGGAUCUUCGUGGAUGUCACAGAGUUUCACCACAACGCGUUGAGAAUAUACCUAGGGGGAGCCCUGAAGGCAGUUUUCAAAAGCCUCUGGAAAGAUUUUAAUCCGACGUAUAAGAGUAUUAUGCUCAGAAUACAGUCCCACACUAGAAUGAUCGAAGAUAAGGCUCGGGCUUCGUACAGCCACCUGGGGCAAUACGAUAUGGAUAUGCGGGAAAUCCGUGAUUACCUGAAAGAGAAGGAGAAGGAAACCCACGACUGUCAAGUUAAAGAAACAGAGCGGCGAAAGAAAGAAAUAGAGGAAGUCCAAGGUUGGGUCGGGGGCGCAGAGAGCUAUACCCAGCACCAAGACAUAUGUCGUGACAGGAAUAGCUAUCGCGGCAGUGGAAGCUGGAUCUUAGAACAAGAAAAGGUCCAAGACUGGCUAUCCACAGAUCUCGAGGAAUAUAGUUCUCUGCUCUGGAUCAACGGACACCCAGGGACAGGCAAAACCUACCUUGCAUCCGUUAUAAUCGAUGCAUGUAAGGAGCAUUCGACCGGGAAAACGUGUUACUUCUACUGCAACGAGAAGGCUGAAACAAAAUCUUCCGGUCUCUCUGUACUGUGUGGUAUUCUUCUGCAGCUCAUACCAAAGGACGAGGAUCUUGUCCCUUACUGUCUUUCAAAGAAGAGAGGCUCCCAUACCUCAAACAUAUCCGACAUAUCCACGGCACAGACCCUCAUAGAGACAUUCUGUGAGAGACUGCCGCGUCUGAAUGUGGUUAUUGAUGGGCUUGACGAAUGCGAAGAUGCCAGAAAAGACCUCCUCGAGGCUUUCAAAAAUCUGAUUAAGAAGGCCGAGGACUCCUCCCCAGGAAAAUUGCGCAUCCUUUUCUUAAGCAGACCACUGCCCGAAAUUAGGAGUGCAAUACCGAAUGCCUCUGUCAUUGCUCUGGAGCCAGAGAAUACCAUGUCAGAUAUCCGGAGUUAUUGUCAGCAGAGGAGGACACGCGAACUGGAGAAAUUCCAGUCUGAAGAGUGGCUUGUCAAUGAAGCAGUGGAUAAGAUUUGCAUCAAAUCAAAUGGCAUGUUUCUCUUCGCAAGACUUGUCAUGGACAACUUGCAAAAACAGUCCACUAUUGCCGACUUUAAGAAGGAAAUAAGUCCUACAAUACUUCCAGGCGAACUACACGACGCAUAUGCUCGAAUAAUGGAACGCCUAAAACGGGAUCUCAGCCCGGGGCAGCUGAAGUACACUCGACUACUGCUCGGCUGGUUAGUGUACGCCAAGAGGCCCUUGAAAUGGACAGAAAUCCAAGUUGCAUUGUCUAUUGACAUGGAGGACCUGGACACAAAUGAACUUGACAUGGACCUGAGGAUAUGCGACGAACCCGAGGGGUUGUGUGGAUCCCUAGUGCAAAAGCUGAAAGGAAACCGGUUUGAGCUCAUCCACAGCACCGCGAGACAGUUUAUAGAGGAUACGGACUAUAUCAAUUGGCGCACCGCAGAGUGUGACCUCGCCGUCCGCUGCCUUCGAUACCUCACUCUUGACUUAUUCAAACCCGAUAUAUCGGAAAGAGCCCUCAAAAGGUAUGCUCGACGAGGCGAUCUAGCUUUCCAAGACUACGCAGUUGCAUCUUGGUAUCGGCACAUCAGGACACUUAUCGAUAAAAAGGCUUCAUUUCUGGGCGCAAGCACAGUGCAAAUAGAACACAACGCCCCUAGCCAAGCGGACACUGUAACCCAGGAACUCGCCAACUUCGUAUCCUUCUACGCAGAUGCAUUCCCACACCACGUUCCCGACAAAGCACUCCAGGACUGUGCGUUUUUCCAAAGGUACCCAUUCUACGGCAAUCUCACCAGAGUCUGGGGCCAUAUCUAUACCACACAACACGGUGGCCUAGAAGCAAGAAAUAGCGUAAGCAUCCCCACGUUGAAGGAAACCUUGGCACGCAACCGAGAGCUGCUCGAAAAGCUGAGCCAAGACCCCCAAAUGGACUUCGUCUCGCUAUACGACGACCGCCCAUUCCGCUGUCCAAAGGUGAUGUGCUUCUACUUCCACCAGGGCUUCAAAGGAAGCGCCCUGCGGCAAGAACACGACAGCCAGCAUGACCUGCCAUACCGAUGCAAGGACGAGAACUGCGAGCGAUUCACGCUCGGAUUCCGCUCAAACAACGACCUCGCGGCCCACGAAAAGAAAUUCCACCCGGCGGACUUUGACACUGGCGAUAGUUUUGCGAAUAUACACAGGCGGGAGGUUUCCCCGACGAAAUACUCGUGUCCGAUUUGCAAAAAGUUCUUUGUAAGGAGGAAUAUCCUGGAAGACCAUACCAGGGCACAUCAAGGUGAGAAGCCGUUUUGCUGCUCCGAGUGCGGGAGAGGGUUCACGAGAAAGUCGGAUAUGAGGAGGCAUGAGAAGACUAUCCAUGAGAGGGGGCGGCGGUAGUGACAGACACAAGUUACGCGAGAUGAUAUACUGGGUUGUAUUUCGGUAUAGACGGAAUGUACUCGUUUAUUUAAACAAGUCUCCAUGUUACAAUGCUGUGCAGUAGAUGGACUGAGUGUGGCAAGUCGGC
Aspergillus versicolor CBS 583.65 is the source of this 4455-nucleotide messenger RNA. Its product is annotated as 5'-methylthioadenosine/S-adenosylhomocysteine nucleosidase family protein. Bases 354 to 4325 code for a protein of 1323 amino acids. The record is from RefSeq and is a predicted model, not a curated record. NCBI's taxonomy places the organism in Eukaryota, Fungi, Ascomycota, Eurotiomycetes, Eurotiales, Aspergillaceae. Gene Ontology annotation, biological process: nucleoside metabolic process. Gene Ontology annotation, molecular function: catalytic activity. The transcript is spliced from 8 exons.